AAAAGGCAGUUGAGUGGCAGCUCGGAUACACGACCGCCAACCGCGCGUAACACUCUUUCAUAAAAAGUAACAGCUAUCCCGUCUAGGAUCAACAUCAAUCUACUGUUCAGCUGGCGAAACCUGACUGUUGAUAAUCCUCGUAUUUUGGAAGUGCAAAAGGCGGUCAAGCGUUUGGUUGAAAGCGAAUAAAUAAAAGCUACGUGAGACGACAUCUUGGCUUGUUUGUCGAGGGAAGGCAAACUGAGAGGUUCUUAUGGAAGGUAGUGAUAGACUUAUGCACACUCCAGUUUCGCUUGCCGUGAAUUCUGUAUCUAUGAUGCAUGGCCAACAAGCAGGACACGAGAUAAAGCAAGGAGAAGASAUCGAUGGACGAAAGCAAAAUAUCGGUGAUAUAUUGCAACAAAUCAUGAGCAUCACCGACCAGUCGUUAGACGAAGCUCAAGCCAAGAAGCAUGCUUUGAACUGCCAUCGUUUGAAACCCGCCCUGUUCAACGUUCUCUGUGAGAUCAAGGAAAAAACAGUUUUGAGUAUUCGUGGAACACAAGAAGAUGARCCACCAGAUCCACAGCUCAUGCGACUCGAUAACAUGCUUCUUGCCGAGGGCGUGGCAGGACCUGAGAAAGGAGGAGCUGCCGCUGCUGCGGCCGCAGCAGGAGUGCAUGAAAACCAAGCAGAACACUCUGAAUAUCGAAACAAACUCAACCAGAUCAGACAGAUMUAYCACACAGAACUUGAAAAAUAUGAACAGGCAUGCAGAGAGUUCACCACGCAUGUYAUGAACCUAUUGAAUGAGCAAUCUCGCACAAGACCCAUUACACAAAAGGAAAUUGAAAGGAUGGUGGGAAUUAUUCAUCGCAAGUUUAGUGCAAUACAGAUGCAACUGAAACAAAGUACUUGUGAAGCUGUCAUGAUAUUGAGAUCAAGAUUUUUAGAUGCAAGGAGAAAGAGAAGAAACUUCAGCAAACAAGCAACAGAAAUUUUAAAUGAAUAUUUUUAUUCRCAUCUGAGUAAUCCAUACCCAAGUGAAGAAGCGAAAGAAGAACUUGCAAGAAAAUGCAGUUGCUCAGGGGGGACCUAGACCACCCAGUCAGGGGGGACAAUCACAACCAACAGGAAAUGGGCCUACUGCUGGAGCUGGAAACCAACCAUCUACUCCAGGUGCUUUUCCAAUGGGAAAUCCUGGUAUGUCACCAACGUCUCAGCCACAAAUGUCCAUGGCCUCCCAACAGCCUGGUGAGAUGUACAUCGCAGGGGUUCAAAUGAAUGGUGGUAUGGGWUCAGAAUACCAAGGCGGACAGACAGUUGGUGCUAACGUACAGUCACAGGUACCUGGUCUGCGUCAUGUCAUGUCACAGGCAUCCGCUUAUGAUCCCAGUGGGGGGCACAUGCAGGGACAGCAACAGAUGUAUCACGACCCCCAUCACUUGCAUCAGGGUGGAGGACAAGGAGGCAACAAAGGCACCCCUGAAGAGGGAGAGUCUUAGCUACACUGAACAGAGACAUUUUGAUCUAUGAAGACCAACGAUGAUGGCCAGUGUCAACCACCCUGCUCUCAAUUAGUUGAACAAACUUGAAAGCAACAUCCAUUCACUCCAUGGGUACUAUUAAUAUAACUAAUGCGUCAUGUACCUGUGAAACAGCAGCCAGCAAAAAAAUUAUAAGGAAAAUAUAGAGUAUUUUGAUUAUUUGAUUUUUAGGUGAUUAUAAAGUAAUAUACUUGCUUUAUUUGUUCAAAGUGGAAAAGUUGGGUUCUGAUUGUCUUAGUUUGCAUCAUUUAAACCUUUUUUAUGGUUUCAAUUAAACCUGUUUGUGACUGCAAUAAACCUGUUUAUCCUGCAGUAAACCUGUUUAUCCUGCAGUAAACCAGUUUAUUUGAUUUUAUUUAUAGCAAUAUUUCAUAGUUUAACAUUCUUCCCUGGAAAUGUUUGAUGAUGAGAUAUGGGAAAUGAUAUAGGUUUGGCCUCAGAAAACCGAGGAAAAAAAUAAACAUCCUUCUUUCGCUGGCAAUAGCAACCAAUAAUCAGACAAAGCAAAUCUCAGGAAAAAUAAACUAUCUAUUGCAUCCAUUUACAGUGUGAUUUGAUCAAAAAAUCAUGAGGCUUUGUAAUAUUUUUUCUGUCCAGGUUGUUAGACUACUUUAUAACCUAAUGUAGCCAUUUUGUGAUUUUCAGAAAGCAAAACUAUUAUAUUAUUAUAAUCUAUUGAGCUUAAUGAAUUGUUUUGACCCAAAUACCACAUUCAAAGAAGCAAUACUAUUCUAUAGAUUUAUUUGAAUAUUUUAUAAGCUAAUGUAAUUUAAUGAAAAGUAGUGCAUUAUAAAUAAGAAAUUCAUCUGCUAAAUACAAUAAAUAGAUAUUUUAAUAAAUUUACAUGAAAAUG
Messenger RNA from Exaiptasia diaphana, 2379 nucleotides. Its product is annotated as pre-B-cell leukemia transcription factor 1. NCBI's taxonomy places the organism in Eukaryota, Metazoa, Cnidaria, Anthozoa, Actiniaria, Aiptasiidae. Gene Ontology annotation, molecular function: DNA-binding transcription factor activity, RNA polymerase II-specific; RNA polymerase II cis-regulatory region sequence-specific DNA binding. Gene Ontology annotation, biological process: neuron development; regulation of transcription by RNA polymerase II; animal organ morphogenesis. Gene Ontology annotation, cellular component: nucleus. The record is from RefSeq and is a predicted model, not a curated record.